AUGGGGCCGAAAUGGGAGAAGUUCACUUCAGAUCCCGUCGUCAUUUAUUGUGGUAAACAAGCAGACUUAAGCGGGGAUACCAGACAUUUUGCCGAUUUUAUUGAAGCCGCAGAUGGACCAUCAACCUUUGAUUGCCCGUCAAGCCUCUGCUGCUGGUCACUCCUCGUUGGCAUGUUUACAAUCCCAAUCACCUUCACAGGGCGGGAUGUACGUGGUGACGCUGUUGGACCGAUUUGCCGCCGGCAUCUCCCUCAUCUUUGGGGCAUUCUGCCAAGUCGUCGCGGUCUCCUGGAUCUACGGUAA
Messenger RNA from Protopolystoma xenopodis, 303 nucleotides. Lineage: Eukaryota; Metazoa; Platyhelminthes; Monogenea; Polystomatidea; Polystomatidae. The record is from the annotation of a GenBank genome assembly.